Musa acuminata AAA Group (dessert banana) is the source of this 2032-nucleotide messenger RNA. RefSeq names its product bZIP transcription factor 29-like. Gene Ontology annotation, cellular component: nucleus. Lineage: Eukaryota; Viridiplantae; Streptophyta; Magnoliopsida; Zingiberales; Musaceae. Gene Ontology annotation, molecular function: DNA-binding transcription factor activity. The transcript is spliced from 4 exons. The record is from RefSeq and is a predicted model, not a curated record. Bases 197 to 1786 code for a protein of 529 amino acids. Gene Ontology annotation, biological process: regulation of DNA-templated transcription.
GGAUUCCUAAAAGCUGCUGUUCUACUCCACACGGAAGAGGGGAUGCGAGUGGAUCACUCCGUCUUGCCCUCGCCUUCCCGAAGAAGACAACCGAAGCCAAAGCGAGCGCUGCGUCGACGCCGAACAACUCGUUCGAGCUCCAUUUCCGUUCCCUUGUGCCCGCAAUCAGUCCGACAUCGGAAGAAGAGAGAGGAAGAUGGGGGAGGCGGAGGCGGCGACCCGCAACGACCUGAUGCAGCGCCUCAAGCCCUCGGCCGCAAGCACCUCUUCCUGCUCCGCUGCCGCCCCUCCGAAGGCGCCGAAUAGCGCUUCCUUCUUCCGACACUUCGCGCCCAACAGCUUCGGCCCCGAGGCCGCCCGGCGGCCAGGCAUCCCACCUAUUCCUCCGCCGCCCUCGCCGUCCUCCGCUGCAGCAGCCGUCCGGCCGCCCUCUCCCAUCUCCUCUGCCUCCGCCGCUUUCCACUCCCGCUCGCUCUCCCAGCCCCCCGCCUUCUUCUCCCUCGACUCCUUGCCCCCUCCGCUCAGCCCACCCGCGUUCGCCGGCGCCACUUCGGAUGCUUCCUUGGCCGACAGGGCGCGACCCGCCUCGGCCGGCCUGCCGCCGCGGAAGGCCCACCGCCGCUCGCAGAGCGAUGUCCCGAUCGGCUUCCUCCAGUCUUUUUCUUCUUCUUCUUCUUCAUCGAGUCCCGUGGCGGCGCCGGCAAUGACGGCCGGGACUGCCUCUGCCAUGCUCUCUCAGCAGCAAGUGAAGCAGGAGGCCGAGUGGGAGAAGGAGACGGAGAGCAGCGCGGAGGGAACCGGCGACCGGAAGGAGGACGCAGGAGACGCCGCAGAUGAUCUGUUCAACGCUUACAUGAACCUGGACAGCUUGGACGCUCUGAAUUCUUCUGGAAUGGAGGAGCGGCACGAGGAUUUUGACAGCAGCAGGUUGAGCGGGGCAAGAAUGAGCGCUACCGAAACCAGCGAGAACGAGGCGGAGAGCAGUGUUAACGAGAGCAGUGGCGGUGGGGUGAAGAAGGAAGGGAACAAGAGGAGCGCGGCGGGAGAUCUGACCCCGAUAUCUAUGCGACACUGUCGGAGUCUUUCGAUGGAUAGUUUCAUGGGGAAGCUUAAUUUUGGGGAUGAAUCGCCAAAGCUGCUGCCUUCACCGGGAAUUCAGAUGCCCCAUCUUAUGCGUAGUGGUUCGAUGGAUCGUACUGCCAAUACGUUGAGCUUGGAGUUCGGAAAUGGUGAGUUCAGCAGUGCUGAGAUCAAGAAGAUCAUGGCGAAUGAAAAGCUUGCGGAGAUGGCAAUAACAGAUCCGAAAAGAGUCAAGAGGAUUUUGGCUAACCGGCAAUCUGCUGCGCGAUCUAAGGAGCGAAAGAUGAGGUAUAUUUCAGAAUUGGAACACAAGGUGCAAACUCUGCAGACAGAAGCAACUACAUUAUCAGCACAAUUGACCUUGCUGCAGAGAGAUUCAGCUGGACUGACAUGUCAGAACAAUGAACUAAGGAUCCGUCUUCAAGCCAUGGAGCAGCAGGCACAACUAAGAGAUGCCAUCAAUGAAGCACUGACAGCAGAGGUUCAGCGAUUGAAACUUGCUACUGGUGAGAUCACUGAGGCUCAGCUAUCAAAGACCAUAAAUCAACAACUGGCUACAAGUUCUCAGAUGUUUCAUCUACAUCAGUUGCAAUCACAGCAGCAGAAUCAACAAUCAACACAUGUUCCUCUCUAUCAAUUUCAGCAACCACUGCAGCAACAGCAGCAGCAGAACAAUACUGCAUCAGAGGUAGAAUCGAAGAACUGAGAAUCUGAGUUUGAUCAUUUCAGUCUAAUGUGUUACAUGGAAUGUCAUUAUUUUUUUUAAAUGCAUGCAAGGCAUCGUCAAGUGUAGUAGUGGAUGGCUUCAGUUGCUUUCAUACUCGGUCCAAACUGUAUUUCUUAUUCGUCAUGAAUUUAUUUUGUUGGGCAUUAUUGCUUUUGUAAUUAAAAUGUCUAAUCUGUGUUCUAGGAUGCAUUAAUUACUAGAUAAUAUGAUGUUCUGUUAGUAAAA